Molecule: messenger RNA, 1218 nt
Organism: Geosmithia morbida
Lineage: Eukaryota; Fungi; Ascomycota; Sordariomycetes; Hypocreales; Bionectriaceae
Product: Cytochrome P450
Exons: 2
Coding region: 1-1218 (405 amino acids)
Molecular function (GO): oxidoreductase activity, acting on paired donors, with incorporation or reduction of molecular oxygen; monooxygenase activity; heme binding
Source: RefSeq, a predicted model, not a curated record
AUGUAUGCAGUUGCCACGGCUCUUCAGCGUCCGCACAUAGACUGGCGCCUAAAGGUCCAUCCCGUUGACACCCUCGACCUGUUGUCGGAGAGGGACAUGAGCCGAUACCGACUUCAAAGACGCCUGAUUGGACCUGUGUAUCGGGCUGAAAAUGUCGCCCGGUACCGCAAGGCAAUCGACAAAGUCUUGGACUCGGCCGUCACUAAAAUCCACUCUCUCCAAGGCGCCAAGGUUGACCUAAAGGAGUGGAUGCACAUCAUUUCCGUCGAGUGCCUCGGGGCCGUCGUCCUCUCGUGGUCACCAGGGCUUUUGAAGCAAGGCACAGAUUGGGGCACCAGCACACACAGCUACCGUGCAUGGAGGCGCAAGAGUGUCAUGGGCCUAUUUCCAACUGUCGCCAAGUUGGAAAUGUGCUACAAAAUCAUUGGUCGCGUAUUCAGUCACGUAUGGGAUCUGACCUUUAUACCUCCGCCCAAUUUCCGCCCCUUUUUCCCGCCUAUCGGCAGGCGUAUCUCUAAACGAAUCAAGGCCAUGAACAGAGGCAGCAAGCAGGAUCAUGACGAUCUUGCUGCUGACCUCAUGCGCAUACAUCAAGAGAAACCGGCCUUUAGUGAGCCCUAUCUUCGAAAGAUGAUCAUGACAAAUUUUGGUGCAGGUCAUGAAACAUUGGCCUCUACUCUGACCUCCGUCAUGGCCAUGAUUGGAACCCACGAUGAGGUUCCCCGUAAGCUGUCUGAGGAGCUCCGCAGUUCUGACUCUAUCACGAUGCAUUACCUGGAGGCUGUCAUCAAAGAGACAAAGCGUCUUCAUCCUGUCAUUGCCACGGCCUUACCACGUAGGGUACCCCGUGAAGGGCUCCAUAUCGAUGGUGUCUUCGUGCCUGCGGGGACCACCGUCGGAUGCAACCCAAUUGCCCUACAUAGAAACGAGGAUAUCUGUGGGCCAGAUCCCGACGUCUUUUCCCCCGAACGAUGGUUAGACAGCCUGGACUGCGCAAGGGAUAUGGAGCAGUUCAGUCUAAGCUGGGGUGGCGGGGCGAGAACAUGCCCGGGGAGACAAUUGGCCGAGAUGAUUGUCCAGAAGGUCAUAUCCAGAAUGACCGAGGAGUUUGAGUUGGAGGUCCACAUGCCUGAUUUCCAGGAGAUGCCAUCUUACUUCCUGUCCAUCAUGACGGGCGUCAGUGUUCGCUUUCUUCCCAAGAGGAAAGACCAGGGAUGA